Piliocolobus tephrosceles (Ugandan red Colobus) is the source of this 3929-nucleotide messenger RNA. RefSeq names its product KRAB domain containing 3 (gene KRABD3). The transcript is spliced from 17 exons. Lineage: Eukaryota; Metazoa; Chordata; Mammalia; Primates; Cercopithecidae. The record is from RefSeq and is a predicted model, not a curated record. Gene Ontology annotation, biological process: regulation of DNA-templated transcription. Bases 205 to 3402 code for a protein of 1065 amino acids.
CCAAGGGAUGCGAGGCGCGCGGGGCGGGCUCAACGAGGCCGGGGGCGGGCCCGGUCGCGCCCACCCCCGCCCCUCCCCCGCGGCCCAGGCCCCUGGCCCCGCCUCCUCCUGCGCCGACCUGGGCCGCCGCCGACGAGGGUCGCGCGCGCCCGCGCCAGGGGCCGCGCCGGAAACCGAGGAGUGGCGGGGAGGCUGAGCCUGGGGAUGGCGCGCCAGGUGUCCAUCACCUUCAAGGACUUGGCAGUGCGGUUCUCGGAGGAGGAGUGGCGGCUCCUGGAGGAGGGGCAGAGGGAGUUCUACCGAGACGUGAUGCGGGAGAACUACGAGACGCUGGUCUCCGUGGGGACAGCUGAGCUGCUCCCCCUCUCUGCUUUCCUGUCCCCCUCAGAGCCUGGAGGAGCUGUCGUGGGAGGGAGCCACGCUGACGAGGGGCAGGAGCCUGCUGGUGGCGGAGGUCCCCAGUGGGGACAGCCCCGGCACAGCCUGCACCUCACCGCCCUGGUGCAGCUGGUGAAGGAGAUCCCAGAGUUCUUGUUUGGGGAAGUCAAGGGCACUAUGGACAGCCCCGAGAGCAAGAGCCGGGGAGCCAGCCUGGAUGGAGAGAGAGUGAGCCCCGAGGCUGUGGCAAGAGAGCCUUGCCCUCUCCGUGGCCUGCUCAGCUGUCUUCCAGAUGGCCCUGCCGGCCAGCCCCGCCCAGCUGCCACGCCCACCGACAGCUUGUGCUCCAGUGGCCCAACUGGUGACGGGGUCCAGGGAAGUCCUCUCCCCAUCAAAACUGGCGACAAACCAUGGCCUACAAGGAAAGAAGGCCCAGGAGCCCCGGGAGCCCCGGGCGGGGAGCCCAGCCCUCCCACCCUUAGCCCCAGCAGGAGGAAGAGCCACAGAGAACAAGAGAGAGGGACCUCGGAGGCCGGAAUUUCUCCUGGGAACAGCCCCUUGCAAGGCCUCAUCAACUGUCUGAAGGAAAUCCUCGUGCCUGGGCCCCAGCACCCCGAGACAUCCCCAAGCUUCCCGCCGCCUGUCCCCAGCUUGGGCACGUCCAGGCUAACCAGAGCAGACCUGGGGUCUGGGAGCCCGCCCUGGGCAGUGAAGACCGAGGCAGCUUCAGGGGAUUGUCCCCUCCAGGGUCUGCUAAACUGUCUGAAGGAGCUCCCCGAGGCCCAGGACAGGCAUCCCAGUCCCUCGGGAGUGGGGAACCCACGGCUACAAGAGAAUCCAGGGGCCUGGAAAAGGGGUUCUGGAGGGCCUGGAUACCUCCUGACCCCUCCUCCCCGUCCUGGUCUUGGAGCUGGCAGCCUGCUCUCUGUGAAGAUGGAGAACAGCUGGGUCCAGAGCCCCCCAGGACCCGCAUCCUGUCAGCCUGUCAGGCAGCCCCUCAGUCCCUCAGCCACUGGAGACACCAGAGGGGUUCCCCAACCCAGCUGGGGCCCUGAGGCUCAAGCUGCCAGUGCCUCAAGCUCCCCGCUGGAAGCCCUGGAAGCCUGUCUGAAGGGCAUUCCCCCAAGUGGGUCAUCACCUUCCCAGCUGCCAGCCACUUCUUGUUCCCAGAACCCCCAGCCAGGAGACUCUGGGCCUCAGAGGCCUGAACUGCAGCCCCACAGAUCACACAGUGAAGAAGCGACCAGAGAGCCUGUUGUGCCUCUGAGCCUGCAGGGCUGUGUGAGAGACGGCCCCGCCCGGCCCCCAGCCCCCCGAGGAACCCCCACCAGCUUCUCCUCAUCUAGCAGCACUGACUGGGACCUGGAUUUUGGGAGCCCUGUGGGGAGCCAGGGGCAGCAGCCUGGAAAAGGAAGCCCGCCAGGUAGCUCCCCACUGCAGGGUCUGGAGAACUGUCUCAAGGAGAUACCUGUGCCUGUGCUGCGGCCUGCCUGGCCCUGCUCCUCAGCAGCAGACAGGGGACUGAGGAGAGUGGAGCCCAGGAACUGGACAGCAGACAAGGAAGGACUGAGGGCCGAGGCCUGGGAGUCAGCCCGUCUUGGGCACAGUAGGGGAGAAGUGUCCACCCGGAGCCUCCGUCUGGUCAGCCCACAGGUGUUCACCUCCAGCUGCGUCCCCGCCUGCCACCAGCGGGGGCUCAAAGACUCUGGGGCCACCAGGCCAGGAGUGUGGAGGUGGCUCCCAGAGGGGCCUGCCCCCAAGCCCUCCCCGCUGCACUGCCUGGAGAGCGCCCUGAGGGGGAUCUUGCCUGUACGGCCCUUGCGCUUCGCCUGCGUGGCAGGCCCCAGCCCCAGCCCCGGCUCCAGCCCGAGCUUCAGCAGCUCUGAAGGAGAAGACCCGAGGCCAGAGCCCGAGCUCUGGAGGCCGCUCCUCCAGGAGAGGGACCGCCUUCCCAGCUGUAAGCCUCCUGUCCCUCUGUCCCCAUGUCCUGGUGGGACCCCUGCUGGAAGCAGUGUCAGCAGCCCUGGUGAAGACCCCAGGAGAACAGAGCCCAGGUACUGCAGCGGCCUUGGUGCAGGUACAGCUGGGGAUCCCUGCCCUGUUUCUCAGCUGGAGAAAAGGCCCAGGGUUAGUGAAGCAUCCAGAGGCCUGGAGCUUGGACAUGGAAGACCCAGAGUUGCAGCCAAGACCCAUGGGAGGCUGCUCCCCCAGGUCCCGCCUGAGCCACCCCGUGAGUCGCCACCUCCGGAGCUGCCCCCUCAGGAAGCCGCACCUCCUGUAUUGCCAGCCUCCUCCCCGCAGCCGCCGUGCCACUGUGGGAAGCCCCUGCAACAGGAGCUGCACAGCCUCGGUGCUGCCCUCGCCGAGAAGCUGGAUCGGCUCGCCACGGCGCUGGCGGGCCUGGCUCAGGAAGUGGCCACCAUGAGGAGCCAGGUGAAUCGGCUGGGGAGGCGUCCCCAAGGCCCUGGGCCAAUGGGCCAACCUUCCUGGAUGUGGACCCUCCCACGGGGACCUCGCUGGGCUCAUGGCCCUGGUCACAGACACCUGCCCUACUGGAGGCAGAAGGGACCCACAAGGCCUAAACCAAAGAUCCUGCGUGGCCAGGGAGAGGGCUGCAGGGCGGGUGACCCGCCAGGACUCUCCAGAGGGACCGCUUGCCGGGCACCUCCGCUGCCUCCAGACGCUCCCCCGGCAGAACCUCCUGGGCUCCACUGCAGCUCUUCCCAGCAGCUGCUGUCCUCUGCACCCAGCUGCCAUGCUACGCCGCCUGCGCACCCCCUCCUCGGACAUACCGGGGGCCACCAGAGCCCCCUUCCCCCUUUAGUGUCUGCUGCCUUACCUCUGCAGGGAGCCUCUCCUCCUGCAGCCAGUGCAGAUGCAGACGUGCCGACCUCGGGAGUGGCACCAGCAGGGAUCCCAGAUAGGCCUAAGGAGCCGAGCACCCUGCUGGGAGGAGUGCAGAGGGCACUCCAGGAAGAACUGUGGGGUGGGGAGCACAGGGACCCGAGGUGGGGGGCGCAUUGAUGGCAUUCCUCUUCUCCACAUCUGCUCAUUCUUGCCAAGGGUGCAGUGGUGGCGUGGAAGCCCUGUCACCCAACCCCAGGCCUCCCUCUCCCAGGGGAUGCCAUCUCUCUUAACUGUUGCUGGGAGCCUCACCCUUUGUCCCAACUGGGCAGAGCCCCCAGGUGCUGUUUGCUCAGGAGGCUGCUGUGGGGGUGCCUUCCUCAGCCUCUGGCCCUCUUGGCUCAGAUUCAAUCAAAUGUUGCUUCCCUCCCCUGUCUUUCCCACUGGAGCCGCCCAAGCUUGUAGGUGGGUGGUGUGCACAGGCCAUGUGUGCCCCACAUAUGCAGGGAGUGCCCCACACAGCUAGAGUGGCCAGGAGAGCACCUCCUAACCACCAGCCAUUCCUGAUCUCAGGAGCCAUGAAGGGCUGGGCUCUUGCCUUCUUGGAGUAAAUACUGGCACAGAUUUCAUUUGAAGAGAACUCGGCCCCUUGGUCUAAGCUGGACUUACCUCUGUGGAUUCUGAAAUUAAAGUGAGUUGCUAAGGAA